Ictalurus furcatus (blue catfish) is the source of this 2330-nucleotide messenger RNA. It is a transcript of the gene cldn26, whose product is annotated as claudin 26. Gene Ontology annotation, cellular component: bicellular tight junction; plasma membrane. NCBI's taxonomy places the organism in Eukaryota, Metazoa, Chordata, Actinopteri, Siluriformes, Ictaluridae. Gene Ontology annotation, molecular function: structural molecule activity. Gene Ontology annotation, biological process: bicellular tight junction assembly; cell adhesion. The transcript has a single exon. The record is from RefSeq and is a predicted model, not a curated record. The coding region runs from base 1252 to 1947 and encodes 231 amino acids.
AGUAAAGCAAAUCCCUAACAAACCUAACCUCUAAUGGCUGUGACGACAAGAACUGGGAAUUUCCUUAUCCCACGAUAUAUUUAUCUGUAAACGUCUCCAGGUCUUGUGUGAUUAGCUGCUUCUACGCUUAAAUGCUAGCUUAACAUUCAAGCUAGUUUCUAGUUCGUAGAGUCAUCAUGCUAGCUAAAGUCAGAGAUUCAGGGAUUAGCUGCAGAGUAGCUGGUGUUAGUUAGCUUUCAUUCAUAUUCUCCAUAAAGCUAACUAGCUAGAUGAUUUCUUGGCGGUUUUCACUGUCAGUAAUCAAACCGAAUAGGAUUUAAGGAUGCAGGCUUCUUUCCUGGUUAAGAUUCUUUCUUGCACUUUUAUUAAGGAGCUAAAUUUAAAAGUUUGUGCUUUUGUAUUUUUGAAGUGUUUUUUUGUUGUUGUUGUUGUUGUUUUUGUUUUUUUUUUUUAAACCUAGCUAUUAGGUUAGCAGCUCAGCAUGUUUUCUGAAUGCUAGGAACUAGGAUGGUUUUGGUAUUGAGAAUGUUUCUGGUUUGUUUAGUGUUGUGUUUUUGUUUGUUUUAUUUUAAUUAUUUUUUUACCCUAAUGUUAAAAAUGCUAAACGUUGCAUUUCUUUAAUGGUAGACUUUGUCUAACUGGGAACAUUGUGUUAGCAUCACAUCACUAGGAACAUCAGAGCAGGAGAUGUUACAGUUGCAGGAACGUUAUAGCCUAACUUCGUUCUGAUUACGUUCUCUUAACGUUCUUUACUGGGAGAGAAUUUUUUUUAGAUGAUUGUUUGCAUAUUUACUUGAGUGAGGAAUCUGCGUACCUCUGCGUAAUCUACAUUAACCGCAUUUCAUAAUCGCAUUUCGUCUGUAGUGUCUUUAAUUAGGUAGUAUCACUGUCCAAAUUUGCUCCUAUAUAGAUUAGAUUUGGAUUCAUUCUUGCGUCUCUUUGUUCUGUUUGUGCCUUCAUCCUUGACCUGCUCAUGUUUCGCCCUGCGGAGGCUCCUUGCGCUUCAGCCGGAUUCAAAUCUAGACCUAUCUUAUUUCAGCUUUUAAAAAGCCCUUAUUGUCCUCUACGAUGAUAUUCAUCACUUCAGCCGAACAGAACGGCUCUUGUGGAAGGCCCUGCUUAAGGAUUACCGCGUGCUUCGCUUAUUAAAACACCUGAUGAUGAGGAGUCGGGCUGGGCUGUACCUGUGGCUCUGUGGGUCCUGGGGAGGGACAGAUUAAAGCAGCAUCAGUUGGAUAGAGACUUUCUGAGAUGUACAGAGAGAGGAAGGAACCAGAACUGACGAUGGUGCUCCUAACCACUAAGAUCGUACAGAGAGCGUCACUCUUUGUGGCUUUCGGUGGCCUUGUCACGACGUUCAUCACUACAUUUUUACCGCUGUGGAAGACGAUGAACUCGGAGCUGAACGAGAUGGAGAACUGGUACGAGGGUCUGUGGCAUAUGUGCAUCUUCACGGAGGAAGUGGGUCUCCACUGCAAAGCCUUCGAGUCUCUCCUCGCUCUGCCUCCAGUCACGCUUGCCUCCAGGAUUCUCAUGUGUGUAUCCAUCGCGACUGGGUUCCUCGGUGUGUUGGCGGCGUUUUUCGGACUCGACGGCGUUGAGAUCGGGGCCGGCCGUGACAGGUUAAAGAGGGGACUCCUCAUCCUCGGUGGUGUGCUGAUCUGGGUGUCGGGACUCACGACUCUGGCGCCGGUUUCGCUGAUCGCGUACGUGAUGGUGGUGGAGUUCUGGGAUGGGGGUCUUCCUGACGUGAUGCCGCGCUGGGAGUACGGCGAGGCCAUGUUCUCCGCCUGGUUCUCGGGACUUCUGCUGGUCAUCGGGGGAUCGUUUAUUUUCGUCGCAGUGUGCAUGAGGGACCACGAAGAGAAGCAGCAAAGGGAAAUCUUCUCACCUACUCAUGAACUUCAACCAAGGACUCAGCAUUACCUAAAGACAGAGGUCUUAUAGAUUUAUUUUUACAUUUUCCACCACACAGUAUGGUAGAAUGAUGAAUUAAUUAUUGAAUGAUUAAAAAAACCACACACACACACACAUUACCUGGUUUGUUAGUAUGUAUGUUUUUAGUAUUUUUGUGAUGGUGCUCAUUAAAUCUGAGAAAACAAUCACUGUUUGCAGAGGUUGGUUCAUUUGGAAGACACUUCAGUUUGACAGUGUUAUCUGUAUAUUUACUCAUUUACUUAUUAAACCAUAUGAGCUUCUCUCAAGACUCUAUUUUCUUUUCCUUCACUCAGAAACAUAUUCAUCAACUUGACAAGUUCAGUGAGAGCCAACAUGGUCUCAGAGUUCUGCUCGCACAACUUGCACCUGUGUAAGAUGAAAGUUAGGGUUAG